This is a messenger RNA of Liolophura sinensis, 2865 nucleotides long. RefSeq names its product transcription factor SOX-7-like. Gene Ontology annotation, cellular component: nucleus. Lineage: Eukaryota; Metazoa; Mollusca; Polyplacophora; Chitonida; Chitonidae. The transcript is spliced from 2 exons. Gene Ontology annotation, molecular function: RNA polymerase II cis-regulatory region sequence-specific DNA binding; DNA-binding transcription activator activity, RNA polymerase II-specific. The record is from RefSeq and is a predicted model, not a curated record. Bases 406 to 2001 code for a protein of 531 amino acids. Gene Ontology annotation, biological process: positive regulation of transcription by RNA polymerase II; cell differentiation.
CAGCUUUACCGGUGUGUACUCGACAGAUAGGGCUAUAGUGUACCAGCACAUCUGGUGGUGAGAUAGCACCGACUACACACGGGGUUCGACGUGUUGAAGCAGUAGUUUUGUCUAUUGCAGCACUUGUAGCGAGAACGCAUUAACUGUAUACAAGGGACCAAGUUGUCUAGGCGCUAUAGUAUUGUCUACAACAGCAACCCGAUGGUUUGUGGCACUUGACAGAUAUCACUGACUAUACAUUUAAAGCAUCGGAUUAAUUGGCGGAGAAACAGUUGAUCUGCAAUAAGGCUUGUUUUGCAAGUGUGUCUAAAACACUAACCCCAGUGUCAAGCGUCGUGGUUAUAAAACUUCAGAAAGGAACUUGGUGAAGUAUAUAUCCUCUUUCGCCUUGGCUGUGUCAAAACUAUGCUAUCCUUGGGAGAUCACGAUGGGUGUUUAAUGACCAGUCCCCAUCCCCCACCCAUGCACGCACCCCACGUUACUGCGAGGUACCCCCUGUACAACAGGUGGAUGGAGAAAUGCUCCCCUCCAAGUUGUCUCCAGCAAGAUUUACCAACAGGAGUUAGAAGCAAACGACUAGAACCCCGCAUUAAACGACCAAUGAAUGCCUUUAUGGUUUGGGCUAAAGAAGAGAGAAAACGUCUGGCUGGAGAAAACCCAGAAGUUCAUAACGCCGAUCUUAGCAAAAUGUUAGGAAAAAAGUGGAAAGCUCUGGGACUGGAAGAAAAGCGCCCUUUCGUUGAAGAGGCAGAAAAGUUGCGAGUGUUACAUAUGAAGAACUAUCCAGACUACAAGUACAGGCCUCGCCGUAGAAAACACCCUAAGCGAGCCUGUAAGCGCUCUGCAGUGGCACAGCGCUCUUCGUCCGCCGACGUCGACUUGUCCAAUAGCCCUCGAGGAGGCGUCAUAUUGAAAUCCACCGGUCAAGAGGUGGGUGGCAGCCAAGACGACGAUGAUGAAGGAGCUAGUAUAUGCAGCGACCCUAACGCACCGUUGAUGUCUAGCUUGUUGAACACCCCAGAGGGUUCUCCGGCCCCAUCUCCCUCUGCCCACGAUAUCAUCCUUGGCCCCUCCGUCCACCACGCCUGUUCACCCACCGGUCCUCCGUCGUCCGCUCAUAUGAAUCCAUACAUAGGCGAUGCACAAAGCUCUGUGCAGACAUAUUACUGCCUCACUCCAGAGAUGUCCCCUUUUGAUGACUCCACUGAUGGCAUCUUCAGUUUUCCGUCCAACUCGGCUGAGGUUUGUCCUUCUCAGUCCAACGAGCCAAGAUCAUCUUCCCCGCGAUAUUCUGAGCUGCUAAGGAAGUUUAGCCACCUUAAUGACUCUUACUACAACUCUAAGACGCACCGGAUGACCCCAACAAGCCUCAAUUUGACCCAUAACUCGGACAGCAUGGUUACCUUGAGAGAACUGGUUAGCAGACCUAGGCCACCAAUCAACAACAUGCAUGGUCAUGUGACAAACAAUCCACCCAAUCAAAGUCACAUGAUCAACCCGAUUUCCGGUUACCCAAAUCAGCCGUGCGCGUCACCAAGACUACGACACCUGGACAGUUCAAAAUCAGAAAACAGUCACAGUUCUCAGUUCGAUGGAUCUUCAGACAAAUAUUACCGUUUUCAGGACUGCCAUCGGCCCCAGCCAACCAAAUAUAACGAACCAGCGGACUACUUUAUUGAGAAGAUCUCCAGAGAUGAAUCACUGGCGGAUGUGGAUACUAGUGAGUUUGAUCAGUACCUGACAGCAACCGGAAGUUAUUAUAAUGGGCAACACGCAUGUGCGAACGUAAAUGAAGGAAAUGCGUAUGAUUACAGAAAUUCUGCUUGUGGUCAUGAAACUAGGCGUUCUGUGACACGUUUCUCCAGUACUUCCGAGGCAGGUGCGUUUAAUUUCGAACGAGUUAUUGAAGCGGACAUGUACGACGUAGAAGGGAUCAACCAUAAUGGGUUUGACCAAGGUGUUAGUUUUAUGUCUGCGCUGACAAACCCUAUGUGCUUUUAACACUGUGCAGUGACUACGUUGCAAAGGAUUAAUCUUUCGGGGCAGCAUUAAAGGUGACACUUUCGAUCAAAAAUAUUCUCUCCCAUUGAAACUCCAAUUGCCCCCUUGGCGGAUGCGGAGUCAUGGCCCGAUGGCCCACCGUGCAGGUUUAAUCCUCCAUCUCUAGGAAGGUGUUUACCCAAGAUAUCAUGGCCGCCAUAACGGAUGUAUUAACAUAUAAAUUGAAAUCCAUACCGAUAAGUUGUCUUUCUGAACCCUAAAUGUUGGUCCGGAAUUCUAAACAGGCAUGUCACGUGCCUUACUUCGUUAAAAAUGUCACCUCGAGCUUUGUAGCUAUGUCUCCGGACACCGGCAUGUCUGGUAAACUUCACGUUCACGCUGAUUUAAAAUGUUAUCUUCCCAACCGAGGUUAGGCCACCUUCUCAAAUCAUGUGACUGCAUAGCUUUACAGGACCUCGGUACUUCGCGCCGAGGGACUGGAUUUUUAGGCGCACGAAUUAAGCAGCGCGUUUUUAAAUUAAAUAAUGUGAGUAGGAACUCUUAUUUCGUUUGGCUCUGAAUGAGAACUUCGUACAGUAUUUAUAAAAUUGUUUCCUUCAGUAUAUGCUGGACUAGGAAAUUGUUAGUACUUGUGUUAAGCUAUUUUUUCGUGUUACAAAGUCCACAUACAGUAAAUGUUCUGUGCCUUUCAGUCAGUUUAAUAUAUGGAUAUAAACACACGUUCAUAUGCAGAUGUAUAAAUGAGACGAAUAAGCAUACUCCAUGAUUAUUAGGGCGAUUUUCUCAAAGCAGCGUACUACGGUAACUACAUCACAUUGUGUAUGAAAUUUCCCAACAUAGUGAUCUGCAGUAUGUAAGUUGCCG